Messenger RNA from Cyclopterus lumpus (lumpfish), 2853 nucleotides. RefSeq names its product anoctamin 10a (gene ano10a). The record is from RefSeq and is a predicted model, not a curated record. Gene Ontology annotation, molecular function: chloride channel activity. Gene Ontology annotation, biological process: chloride transmembrane transport. The transcript has 15 exons. Lineage: Eukaryota; Metazoa; Chordata; Actinopteri; Perciformes; Cyclopteridae. Gene Ontology annotation, cellular component: plasma membrane. Bases 114 to 2063 code for a protein of 649 amino acids.
AGCGCGUGAGGCGGCGGAAGUGUUUCCUCAACAUUUCCUAAACGCUGCUGCUCCGCGCAGGAGAGGAGUUGAUCCGCCCAGAGAGACAAAUCCGGUCCUGGGAGAAGGGUAAGAUGUCAGCAGACGGCUCCAGGUUCGAUCCUCUGGUGGUGGUGGAGCUGACCUCGGACACCAAGGAGGAGGCCAUCUCCUGGUUGCUGAGCCGGAUCCGGGACACACAGCAAAAUGGAGGCGCUGAGCUGCAGGUGGAGCAGCUGGAGCAGCUGGGCCCCGGGGUCAGCGCUCAGGAGAAGGAAAACCCCAACCUGUUCCUGGUGGGGGCCACACGGCAGAGGCUGCUGUCCGGAGCUGAGGACUUGGGCCUCUUCAAGGAGUUCCACGAUGGAUCCAUGAGAGGCUUCACCUGCGCCAACAAACACAACUUCAAAGACUUUCAAGGAGACGGAGACUCCUUCCUCAGCAUGGCGGAGUGUCAGUACAUCAUCAAACACGAGCUGGACACCUUACGGGCCAGAGACGAGACUCAUGUACCGGGACACCAGCAGGUCAAGCUCUACCCCGGGAAAUCCAUCAUCCGCAGACUGCUGUCCAAGGGGAUCCUGAUCCAGGUCUUUCCUCUCCACCAAAAGGAGGAACUGAAGAGGCUGUCGUUCUCUUGGUACCAAAAGGUGAAGCUGUCCUUUCAGCCUCUCGAUGACAUCCGACACUACUAUGGCGAGGGUCAGGCCCUGUACUUUGGCUUCCUGGAGUACUUCACCUUCGCCCUGGUGCCCAUGGCUCUCAUCGGGGUGCCUUACUACCUGUUUGACUGGGAGGACUACGACAAAUAUGUCCUCUUGGCUGCGUUCAACUUGGUCUGGUGCACCGUUAUCCUGGAGUUGUGGAAGCGUUGCAGCGCCUCGCUAGCCUACCGCUGGGGCACGCUGAGCAGGAAGAAAGCCUUCGAGGAGCCUCGGCCCGGCUUCCACGGCGUCCUGGGGUUCAACCCUGUGACGGGCCGCGAGGAGCCGCUCUACCCCAACACCAAGAGGCAGCUGCGCGUCUACCUCGUGUCCCUGCCCUUCGUCCUGCUCUGCCUCUACCUGUCCCUCUACAUCAUGAUGAUCUACUUCCUGAUGGAGGGCUGGGUGCUGUCGGUCCACGACGAGGAGCCCACCUUCUGGACCGGAAUACUGUGUUUCAUCCCCAGUGUCAUCUACGCGGUGGUCAUCGAGGUCAUGAACCUCAUCUACAGAUAUGCUGCGGAGUUCCUCACGGAGUGGGAAAACCACCGGCUGGAGUCCUCCUAUCAGAAUCACUUGGUCCUCAAAGUAUUAGUGUUCAACUUCUUCAACUGUUUCGCCUCCCUGUUCUACAUCGCCUUCGUCAUGCACGACAUGGUGAUGCUCAGACAGAGUCUGGCCACGUUGUUGAUCACCAGUCAGAUCUUGAAUCAGUUCAUGGAGGCCUUCCUGCCCUUCUGGCUCCAGAGGAGACGCAACAAGAAGAUGAUCCGCAAAGUCCAGAUUAGAAAAACCCUGGAGGACAAAGAGCUUCCUCUGGCCGAUCAAGUCCGGCUGGAGGCCGACAUGAGCACCUACUUGGGAACCUUCGACGACUACCUGGAGCUCUUCCUGCUGUUUGGCUACGUCAGUCUGUUCUCCUGCGUCUACCCUCUGGCUGCCGUCCUGGUGGUGCUGAACAACAUCACGGAGGUGUACUCCGACGCCUUCAAGAUGUGUCGGGUGUUCAAACGACCCUUCUCGGACCCGGCGGCGAACAUCGGAGUCUGGCAGCUCGCCUUCGAGGCCAUGAGUGUGAUCGCUGUUGUCACCAACUGUUCGCUGAUAGGCAUGUCUCCACAAGUCAAGGCUUACUUCCCCGAAUCAGACAUGCAGCUCAUACUGUGGACGGUGGCUGUUGAGCAUGGGCUGCUGGCCUUCAAGUUCAUCCUGACCUUCCUCAUCCCAGAUGUUCCCAAACACAUCCAGAUCAACCUGUCCCGCCUGGAGUUUGAGUCCCUGGAGGCCCUCAAGAAAAAGAAAAUGCUCGAAGCCACGGAGCUCAGCAAGGCGAUCCAGUGAGGAGGAGAGGAGGAGCUCCAGACCCCGACUCUCUACAGCUCUUCUUACGCAGUGACGUGCUGCUUAUCUGCAAUAUCUUCACAUUAUAAACGCUUGUAGAGCCAAGCUGAUUUUAUGACUGUUAUAUUUAUAUACACGUGUUCUGUUCUUUGGGUUGAGUUGAAUAAAUCCUGACGUUUGGGAUUUUGCAGAUGUUAAAGUUUGUCCUAGAAUUAAGCUGAAGAGCACUGAACUCCCAGUUAACCAAAGACACCAGUCAGGGUCCUGGUGAACUCCCAGUUAGACAUAAUGUUUGGCUUUGAAAAACAUCUUUAUGAUCAAAAAUGUAAUUUUUUUUUUAUAUAACAAAUUCCAAAAGAAACUUAAAUUGUCUGAAAGAAAUCAAAUGUUCCGUUACCAAAAUCAGAAUUAGAAAUUCAAACUUGAAUGUGUGGCUGAAAUGUUGAAUGCAUUACAUUUUGUGCUAUUUAUACUUCAAUAUUUAGUAUCCAGCUCAUCGGAUUGAAAUAAUCGGGCUUUCUUUUUUUUCUUCCACAGACGAGCGGUCACGAGUUAGUCUGAUGUUGGCAUGCAGCUUAUGGGUUAUGGGUAAUCAUAUCAGUUAAUAUCUGUUCAUUCAGUGUCGAGGAGGACUUGAAGUUAAACGAUGCACUCCUCUCACCCCUGGUGCCUUCAAAUGCAAUCUGAAUAUGUUGUUUCUAUGCUCUAGUAUUUACAUUUCCUAAUGUAUUGAAACUGAUGUAGAGAAUAAAUUAAAUUAAAAAGGGGGAAAUUAAACUUGUCCUGUUGU